CCGGAGCAGGAGAGUGGCAGGAGGCCAUGCGUAUACCAUCCAGCCACGAGGCUCAGGCAGCCGGAUUACGCUGGAAGUAGGUAGGAGAAAAUGCCACCCCAUAAUGUGCCGAAGUGAACUGAAUGGAACGCAAGCUGAUCCACUGCCAUUAUUAACUAAAGCUAACAUUUGAUUUGUACUAUGCUGAUUGCAGGUCUUUAUUCUAUGUGGCAUGUUUGAAUAUAUCCUGUGUUCUCUCACUCCGGUCUUGAUCUUCAUGUGCUAGUUCAACAGUGUCCCUUACCCCAUUUGUGUGCUGCAGGUGCUGGCCCUGCUGCUGCUGGCUAUGCCCGAGGCCCUAGGCGGCGCGGCGUGCGUGGACGUGCCCCUGGCACCCGCCUGCCUCUCGCUGCCCUUCUGCCUGCUGGGCCUCCUGGCCUGCUCCACCCACGUGCUCAUGUGCACCUCCGCCGAGGCCAACUGCUACUUCUGCUCCCUGCCAUGGCCACUGGCCUUCAGCGCGCUCCUCUUCGUCGCCGCGCUGCUCUGCUCCCUGGCGGCAAUGGCGGGCAAGCGCUUCAGGCUCGCCGGAGAUCCGCGACCCAAGUCUUCUUUGGACUGGACCCUGUCCGAGCUGGAUAUCUUGCUGCUGACCGGCACAGUCGGCCAAACCCUCAGCCUGGGUGCCAGUAGCUUCAUAGAGGAGGAGCACCAGACCUGGUACUUCCUGCUCAACACCCUGUGCCUGGCCGUCUUCCAGGACGUCUGCAGGAAGUAUUUCAAGGAGAGGAGAGUCCUGGGUGAGGAGAGAGAGGAAAGCUCCCUCCUCCCGUCUACGACUGACGGGGACCCGCUCCGGCCGUCUUUCUCCCCUGCAACCGAGCUGGGCGUCAGCUUGGGGGCGGAGAAGUGGCUCGCCCUGACCACACCCCUUCUCACUCUGGUUUGCUGUCGGCUGCUGAGGUCUCUCAACCAGACCGGAGUUCAGUGGGCACACCUACCUGAUCUGGGCCACUGGCUCAACAAUGGAGAACAUAAGGUCUUCCUGUCUGUGCUGGCUGUGUUCUCUCUACUGCUCAUCUUCUUACUGGUCCAGCGCCACUGUUCCCUGGUGUCCACGAUCGCCCUGGCACUCGGUCUCCUGGGAAUCUACAGCUACCGCGCUGCUGUUGGUAGCGUCCUGUUCCCAUGGCAACACACGAGCCGAUCCAUCUCCAAAGGAACAGGCGAGGCACGCUUCGUCUAUGUCUUCGUCCUCGGGAUCCUCUUCACCGGCGUGAAGGACCUACUGUGCUCUCAGGUGACGGCAGCGGGUGGCGGCGGGCACCUGCGGAGCAGGGGGUUGUGGGAGGUGUACAGUGGCAUGGUGCUCCUGGUGGCUCUGCUCCUACGGCCACACAACCUGCCCACGCUGGCUUGCUGCCUACUCGUGCAGACGCUCAUGGUCCAGUUUGUCUGGGAGAGGCUGCGCUAUGACGCCGCCCAGAUCACCAUCAUGCACUACUGGUUCGGGCAGGCCUUCUUCUAUUUUCAGGGGAAUUCCAAUAACAUAGCAACGGUGGAUAUAUCGGUGGGGUUCGUGGGUCUGGAGAGCUAUGUGGAGGUUCCUGCAGUCAUCCUCACUGCCUUCUGCACGUAUGCAGGCCCAGUACUUUGGGCCUGCCAUCUGAUGUGCUACCUCAGCUCCGAGAGGGACAGGGCUGCUGGCGCUCUGUCUCACGGCUGCUACUGCCUGGCCGUGCUGCGCUCAGUGCCCGCCGCUCUCUAUGUAGCGCUGACCACGGCCCUGCGCUACCACCUCUUCAUCUGGAGCGUCUUCUCGCCCAAGCUACUGUACGAGGCCACGCACGUGCUCAUCGCCGCGGCGGCGUGUCUCAUCUUCACCGCUGUGGACCACGACCACGCGUGUAGCCUGUGA
Molecule: messenger RNA, 1897 nt
Organism: Electrophorus electricus (electric eel)
Lineage: Eukaryota; Metazoa; Chordata; Actinopteri; Gymnotiformes; Gymnotidae
Source: RefSeq, a predicted model, not a curated record